ACGUCUUACAGGGACCAGAAGUAAGGGGACAAUGCGAGUCCACGUGCACACCAAAUUCUGUUUCCUGUGUGUGCUCACCUUCCUCUUCCAUCAGUGCAACCACUGCCAUGGAGAAGAGCACGACCAUCAGCACGGCGGACAUCACCACACCGACCACAGCCACGCCCACAGCGACUUGCAGAUAUCCGAGGCCCCGUACGUUAGAGGAGCCACUUUAUCUUCAGAGUCCAAGAGUUCUCACGGGCACACUCUAGAGGAGGAGCAGCGCUUCUACAUCCAGGAGCUGUUCCGACGCUACGGCCAAAAAGACCAGCUGGAUUUCCAGGGAUUUCAGAGCCUGCUGUUUAGUUUGGGUCUGGGUGAGGUGAAGGUGGUAGAUGUGGAUCACGAGGAGCUGGGCCAUGACCAUGUAGCUCACCUUGACCUGGUAGACAUGCAGGAGGGGCUUCAUUCACACUCAUCCACCAAUGAAGGCCAGGGUCAUGGCCAUGGCCAUGGGCAUGGACACGGUCAUCCACAUCACAAGCCUGGCCACCACCAUCCACACACAGAACACGCUCCCAUAAUGUGCACCCAGCAGACCACUGCCACCAGUCCAGCUGCUGGUGCACCCACAGAACAUGACCAUAAUCAUGACCACGAUCAUGGACAUGAUGCAGAACAUAGUCACAAUCACACCAAGGUAGAGGAUACUGACCAUAAACAUUCUGGUGGACAUGUGCAGGACACACAUGAUCAUGAUCACGACCAUGAUCACGCACAUGACAAAGACCACAAACAUGAGCAGGCACAGGUGAACUCUAACAAGGACCUGUCUUCUCAGCCUAACAGGGAUCACGACCACAGUGAUCACGACCACAGCGAUCAUGGUCACGGCGAUCACGACCACAGCGAUCAUGGUCACGGCGAUCACGACCACAGUGAUCACGACCACAGCGAUCAUGGCCACGGCGAUCACGACCACAGUGAUCACGACCACAGCGAUCACGACCACAGCGAUCAGGGUCACGGCGAUCACGACCACAGUGAUCACGACCACAGCGAUCACGACCACAGCGAUCAGGGUCACGGCGAUCACGACCACAGUGAUCACGACCACAGCGAUCAGGGUCACGGCGAUCACAACCACAGUGAUCACGACCACAGCGAUCAUGGUCACGGCGAUCACGACCACAGCGAUCAUGGUCACGGCGAUCACGACCACAGUGAUCACGACCACAGCGAUCAUGGUCACGGCGAUCACGACCACAGUGAUCAUGGUCACGGCGUUCACGACCACAGUGAUCACGACCACAGCGAUCAUGGUCACGGCGAUCACGACCACAGUGAUCACGACCACAGUGAUCACAACCACAGUGAUCAUGAACAUGACCACAAUCGUGUCCCAGAAGUGGGCCAGGCAGCCACAGGAAUUCCUCCGCUCAGCCAGGAACAGAAGCCUUCUGCCCCGUCUGAGCCAUCCAAAGCCCCUCAGGUGCCACAGCCCUCUUCUGCCACCACAGUAAGUCGGCCCAAGAAGCAGAGAAAGCCGGGCAGGGUCAGAGGACAGGGAAGGCGAAACAAGACCCCUCAGUCUGAUAACCAUGGCCAUCAAUCUGAACACAACCAUGACCAUGAUCAUGGUCACAGACAUAAAGACAAGAGAGAAGCUCCAGGAGAUCCUGCCACCCCCACUUUGCAGAGCCCUGUCUUGUCUGGCCACCCAGAGGGAUCGUCUCACCAGCACGAAGAGUGUUUGAACCUGACUCAGCUCCUCACCUACUACGGCCUGAGUCCCGAGUCGCUCAUCUCCCCCAGCCAGUUCACCUACCUGUGUCCUGCCCUGCUCUACCAGAUAGACAGUCGCGUCUGCAUCCGCCAUUACCACCAGAUGGAUGUGGAGCAGGAAGCCUUGGGGCACGCCAGUUCCAUGUGGGUGUGGCUGUGGGGGUUUACAUCCAUCACCAUCAUCAGCCUGCUGUCUCUGCUUGGUGUUGUUCUCGUACCCAUCCUCAAACAAUCCUGCUUCAAGUUCCUGCUCACCUUCCUGGUGGCACUGGCAGUGGGCACGCUCAGUGGAGACGCUCUACUUCAUCUGCUGCCUCACUCUCAAGGGCAGCACGACCACAGCGUGCCCGGGAGUCAUGACACUGAUCUGGUAACGGCCUUUGAUGGAGUAUGGAAGGGCCUGACGGCGCUGGCCGGCAUCUACCUCCUCUUCAUCAUCGAACACUGCAUCGGCAUGUUUAAGCACUAUAAAGACCACGCGGCCAUGAAGAAAGCGAGCCAGGAGGGCAAGAUUGGCAGGAAGUUGUCAGAUCACAAGUUAAAUCGGCGCUCAGAUGCAGAGUGGCUGCACCUGAAGCCACUCAGUGAAGACCCCGACACCUCCGCCAUCUCCUGCGACAACGGUCACAAUGACACGCAGCGCACAGAGCUACAGACGCCCGACUCUCCCACCAACAAGACGCCGCUGGCGCCCGCAAUCCCCCAUCGAGAUCACCCGUCACCCACCAAAGAGAACGGACGCAAGAUCAAGAAGCACGGACACUCGCACGGUCACGGCCACUCGCACGGUGGGAACUGCCACUCAGAUCAGGAGAUGAAGGACGCCGGUAUAGCCAGCAUUGCCUGGAUGGUCAUCAUGGGCGACGGCAUGCAUAACUUCAGUGACGGCCUGGCUAUAGGCGCAGCGUUCAGUGCGAACCUGACAGGAGGCAUCAGCACAUCAGUGGCUGUUUUCUGCCAUGAAUUACCUCAUGAACUCGGUGACUUCGCCGUGCUGCUGAAAGCGGGGAUGUCGGUGAAGCAGGCCAUCGUCUACAAUGUGCUGUCCGCCCUCAUGGCCUACGUUGGCAUGCUGAUCGGCACGGCCGUGGGCCAGUACACACACAGUGUCACCAGCUGGAUCUUCGCCAUCACGGCUGGCAUGUUCCUCUACGUGGCCCUGGUGGAUAUGCUGCCAGAAAUGCUUCACGGGGACAGCGAGGACCACAAGCGCUGCCAGCUGGGACACUUUAUCCUGCAGAACCUGGGCAUGCUCACCGGGUUCGGCAUCAUGCUGCUCAUCGCCAUCUUUGAAGACCGCAUCGUUUUCGAUUUUGGCUUUUAGUCGUGGAGAGAGAGAGAGAGAAGGGGGGAGAGCUGGAUGUAUCAGUAUUGUUCUUCUUGGCCUUAACAUGCUUUGUUUGCAAUGUAACGGCUCAGUCUUGCAUGCAGUGUGGGUCUCGUUCAUGGCCAGUGCCUCCAUUCCAAACAUGCGGCGGUAGCUUAAUGCAUAUCUCAUGACUCUGCCAGUGGUGUUUACACUCUGCUCCUCCAUUACCUCUCCACUGUCAGCCUCAAUCUGUCAGCUCCCUGUGAAGCAAAACAACAAAAAAAAGGCCAAGUGAAGGAAGAGCGAGGCCGCACAGCGACCAGAAACAUCUCCUCCGCUCUGAAUGGCCUUUAUAAAAGUGCUGUGGCGGCGCAGGGGAGCGCGACCCCGCAGAGAGGCAGCUGCCAUGGCCCAGCAGCUCACCGCCUAUGCAUCAUCACCUGUUGUUAGCGUGUUGUCGUCUAACCCCCCCCCCCGUCUCAUAUCCACUCUGUGUUGUGUCCCAUCAUCCAUGUCUUAUACAUCUGGAGUGUGUUUUCUACCCGCCAUCCAUCAUCGGCUUCCGAUGUCAUCAUGCUGUGUAUCAAACAUCUCCGUGUCUCUCUGUGCCAAGCCCUGGCCACUGGAGCGGCUCCGCAGCAGCGACGCUCAGUUUAGCCGCCGACUACAUCUGGAAUAAACCCCUUAGCUCAUGUCGCUUCACCUUCAACAAGUGUUGACAGCCUUAAGCUGCAGUGUCAAAACAGAAAAGUGUUUCCCGACUUUGCGUUGGAGGUCGUCGAAAUGGCUCAGUGUUGAUGUUUUUUCGCUGCAACUUUCCGUUUGUCAUGUCAGAGUCGUUUUAUUGUCUAAUCUGAUGUUUGGGAUUAUUAAACCUUUGUAGUUCAUAGCUAACACAGCUGCCAAACCUUUGCAAUGAGCAUUUAAGACUUUCUUUUUAGAAACUAGUUGUUCUUUCUUUUUAACCCUUUGAAACCUGUGCAAAUUGGCUUGAUUCAUUUUUUUUUCAUUGGAAGAAUGCAAUGAGACACUUAAAGAGGAAAGAAAGAGAGUAAAGUUAUAGUGAGGAUAUAUAUGGACAAGGACAUAUAUGCUUAUUUCUUAGUCUCUUUAUCAAGGUACUUUUCUGUACCUUGAUAAAGAGACUAAGAAAUACAGAGAACAUGUAAAAUGUAUUAAAACAACAAAAAAGUCAGAACAAAAUUGCUUCUUGGGACUGAAGUCAAUAUGUAGUGUGAAACAUGGAAUCGUACAACCAUAACAAAGGUAGAUCAAACAGUCAAUACAGAGCGUUGGAUGUGUAUUGAAUGCAGCCUGGUGUAAACACACCAGAAGAAUAGUGUUGUAAAUCUCAGAUUGUCUGCCAAAAAGAGACCGAGACAUGCUGAGUGGAGAGUCACACUAAAUACUUAAAACUUUAGCGCGGUUAUGUUGUUUCAUUUCAAAGCAUUUGCAUUUUUAAAAUAUAUUUCCUGAAUGUUGUGGAUGUAUGUUAGUAAAGAGACUACUGAAAAAUAAA
This is a messenger RNA of Plectropomus leopardus (leopard coralgrouper), 4595 nucleotides long. The record is from RefSeq and is a predicted model, not a curated record. NCBI's taxonomy places the organism in Eukaryota, Metazoa, Chordata, Actinopteri, Perciformes, Serranidae.